Molecule: messenger RNA, 7171 nt
Organism: Talpa occidentalis (Iberian mole)
Lineage: Eukaryota; Metazoa; Chordata; Mammalia; Eulipotyphla; Talpidae
Gene: ZBTB16
Product: zinc finger and BTB domain containing 16
Exons: 7
Coding region: 339-2360 (673 amino acids)
Biological process (GO): regulation of transcription by RNA polymerase II
Molecular function (GO): DNA-binding transcription factor activity, RNA polymerase II-specific; protein binding; RNA polymerase II cis-regulatory region sequence-specific DNA binding
Source: RefSeq, a predicted model, not a curated record
CCUCGCAGGGGAGGGGGCUCGGCGUUGACGUGGACGCGUUGGAGGCGCCGCAGCCGGUGGUGAUUUGCUAACCUCGCAGCAGAGAGGAGUUGAGGGCGAUGAGAGCGGGUACUGCGAACUGCCGGGCGAUGCCGCCGCUGCCGCCGUAAUACAGAGAGCAACAGUUCCCCAGCAGCACCCCUCCCCGGCACAGGCACACACCCCCAAGAGGCGCGCACGCCCACCCCGCAGCGCUCGGCUCGGCAGCGUCCUCUCCGUUGGCCCGGGAAACGCACCUUGUCCCGCCACGCAGAUCCCAGAAGGAAAGGAAGCCCCAUGCCUAGGCCUCGGGGCACACCAUGGAUCUGACAAAGAUGGGCAUGAUCCAGCUGCAGAACCCCAGCCACCCCACGGGGCUCUUGUGCAAGGCCAACCAGAUGCGGCUGGCGGGGACUCUGUGCGACGUGGUCAUCAUGGUGGACAGCCAGGAGUUCCAUGCCCACCGGACGGUGCUGGCCUGCACUAGCAAGAUGUUUGAGAUCCUCUUCCACCGCAACAGCCAGCACUAUACCCUGGACUUCCUCUCGCCAAAGACCUUUCAGCAGAUUUUGGAGUAUGCGUACACAGCCACGCUGCAAGCCAAGGCGGAGGACCUGGAUGACCUGCUGUAUGCGGCUGAGAUCUUGGAGAUCGAGUACCUGGAGGAGCAGUGCCUGAAAAUCCUGGAGACCAUCCAAGCCUCAGAUGACAAUGACACGGAGGCCACCAUGGCCGACGGUGGGGCCGAGGAGGAAGAGGACCGCAAGGCUCGGUACCUUAAGAACAUCUUCAUCUCGAAGCAUUCCAGCGAGGAGAGUGGGUACGCCAGUGUGGCUGCCCCGAGCCUCCCCGGGCCCCUGGUGGACCAGAGCCCUUCGGUCUCCACCUCCUUUGGUCUUUCAGCCAUGAGUCCCACCAAGGCCGCAGUGGACAGUUUGAUGACCAUAGGACAGUCUCUCUUGCAGGGGACUCUUCAGCCGCCUGCAGGGCCCGAGGAGCCCACCCUGGUAGGGGGUGGGCCGCACCCAAGUGUGGCCGAGGUGAAGACUGAGAUGAUGCAGGUGGAUGAGGUUCCUGGCCAGGACAGCCCCGGGGCAGCCGAGUCCACCAUCUCAGGUGGGUUGGGGGACAAGAUUGAGGAAAGGGGAAAAGAGGGGCCUGGAACCCCAACUCGGAGCAGUGUAAUCACCAGUGCUAGGGAGCUGCACUAUGGGCGUGAGGAGAGCACGGAGCAGCUGCCACCCCCAGCUGAGGCGGGCCAGGGCCUCCCCAGCCGACCAGAGCAUCCUGUACCCCCAGCUGAGAAACAUCUGGGCAUCUACUCCGUGUUGCCUAAUCACAAAGCAGAUGCCGUGUUGAGCAUGCCGUCUUCAGUGACCUCUGGCCUCCACGUGCAGCCCACCCUGGCUGUCUCCAUGGACUUCAGCACCUACGGGGGCCUGCUGCCCCAGGGCUUCAUCCAGAGGGAGCUGUUCAACAAGUUGGGGGAGCUGGCGGUGGGCAUGAAGUCAGAGAGCCGCACCAUCGGGGAGCAGUGCAGCGUGUGCGGGGUGGAGCUUCCUGACAACGAGGCUGUGGAGCAGCACAGGAAGCUGCACAGUGGGAUGAAGACGUACGGGUGUGAGCUCUGCGGAAAGCGGUUCCUGGAUAGUUUGCGACUGAGAAUGCACUUACUGGCUCAUUCAGCGGGGGCCAAAGCCUUUGUAUGUGAUCAAUGUGGCGCCCAGUUUUCGAAGGAGGAUGCCUUGGAGACGCACAGGCAGACCCACACCGGCACAGACAUGGCCGUCUUCUGUCUGCUGUGUGGGAAGCGCUUCCAGGCGCAGAGUGCGCUCCAGCAGCACAUGGAGGUCCACGCUGGCGUGCGCAGCUACAUCUGCAGUGAGUGCAACCGCACCUUCCCCAGCCACACCGCCCUCAAACGCCACCUGCGCUCACACACAGGUGACCACCCAUAUGAGUGUGAGUUCUGUGGCAGCUGCUUCCGGGAUGAGAGCACACUCAAGAGCCACAAACGCAUCCACACGGGCGAGAAACCCUAUGAGUGCAACGGCUGCGGCAAGAAGUUCAGCCUCAAGCACCAGCUGGAGACGCACUAUAGGGUCCAUACAGGUGAGAAGCCCUUUGAGUGCAAGCUGUGCCACCAGCGCUCCCGGGACUACUCGGCCAUGAUCAAGCACCUGCGGACACACAACGGCGCCUCGCCCUACCAGUGCACCAUCUGCACGGAGUACUGCCCCAGCCUGUCCUCCAUGCAGAAGCACAUGAAGGGCCACAAGCCAGAGGAGAUCCCGCCCGACUGGAGGAUAGAGAAGACGUACCUCUACCUGUGCUACGUUUGAAGCCAGGCGCGAGGCGUGCAGAGGAGUGGGGAGCAAGGAGAGGAGUUAGAACAGGAUGAAGUAGAGGAAGAAGGAUGGUGCAAAAAAAAAAAAAAAAAAAAAAAAAAGGAAAGGAAAAAAAAGCAAAGUGAAAGGAAACCUGACAGCUGUCUGGCCUUGGAUUUUCUCUGGGGCUCCAGGUGACUGGACUCCUGGCCACUCACUGCCCCUCUCCAGGGGCCUCCAUCUCCCCUUUGUGGGCUGGAGACUGGCCUGGCUUUUUUGGGUGGGGGCAGAAGUGGCUUUGUCCAGUGUUCAGCACAGAUGAUCUGUGCCCUACUCCGCGCAGACUUCCACUUGUGUCCAGAAAGGGAGGCCAGGAGUUAGGGGUCCUCUGGUCAGAGACAAACAGUCUGACCAUGAGAAGGCGGGGGCUGAGGGAGUUGGGGGGCAAAUGGGGGUUUUGCAGAUGGUGGUGGAGGUAGGAGGAGGUGUCACUGGUUGACCCUCAACAACAGCAGCUCUAGUUUGCUGGGGCCCAUUGGGGUGGGGGACUCUCCUCCCCUUCCCACCUUUCAGUUCAUCAGCUGCUUCCUCAGCUCUGCCACAAUGGGGAGUCCCCCCUAUGGGGUCUUCAAAAACUGCAGCUUUUGCCCCUCCCCCAACUCCUGUUGCCCCACCCCACCCCCCAAGCUGUCUGACCUCCAGGGGGUGCCCAGCCUCUUCUGGAUGAGGGCAGCACCACCCUCUUCACCCAGGUCCCUCCCUCCCUGGUGGGGGGCUGACUCCAGAGACCCAACUCCCACCCUUAGCUUUUUGAGAACAUAAAAUAGAUGGAGUACCCCACCCUAGUCAAGCUCUGUCUUGAGCAAGAUUCCUGCUGAGCUGCUUUUGCUUCCAAAAUGCAAAAACAUAACAACUGAAGAUGUCCUGUCCCAUCCAACCAACCAGAUCCCUGCAACCCCACUUAAGUCCCUAGGAGAAGGAGCCCCUUGAGGGGGGGGGUUGCGUGUGCCCCACAAAGCUGUGGCUGCCCUUCCCCAGAGUGCCCUGCGCUUGGAGAGGGGCACCGGGCCAGGUGUAGGAAAUGUCCAGUCCUACUGGGACCCCAGACCUGGCGAACUGGUGUGGGGAAACCAGAGCUGCUGGAAUCCCUGGCUCAUAGCCCCCCAGUCCUAGGGAGGAGGAGGGCAGGAGAAGGAGAAAGCGCUUUGGCCUUGUGUUACGUUUGCUUCUUUUCUGUGUACCUGUCCCUGUUAGCACAUUGUACUUGAAUUACCUCAGUUUUUUGUGACCUCAUGAGCUUUCAGAACCCCUGUAUCUCUUUUUUGGUUGGGGGUUGGAAUGGGGAGGGUGUUCUUUUCUAAUUCUUGUGUAAAUGAAUAGUUGGUUAAUGGACUUCAGCUGGCCAAGGCCCGCCCCACCCCCCAGGCCACUAGCCUUCCAGCUGCAAGUAGCCACAGAACUGAGAACCUGGGGUAUGACAGGGAAGGCCGGGCAGCAGGGGGCUGGCUGGUGGUGUGUUCGGGGCACACCGGAGUUGCUGUCGGUUCUGGCAGGCAGGAGUCAUCUUUGCCCUGCUCACCUGACCUUCUCUGGAAAAGAGCGGACCUGCUGACAGUUUGCUGAGUCCUGCAGGUCUGGGGCCUGUGGUUCAGAAUCUGCAGCAUGCCCCCACCCCCCACUUCUGUGUGCGUGAUUGUUGCCAAAAUUGGUAUAUGUAUAUGUUCAGGGCCGGUGUGGGGAUGUGCCAGCCUUGGUUUGAUUUUGUUGCAUUUGGGGGGGGUGGGGUGUUGUUUUUCUAAAAGCUACCUCUUAUGUUUGUCCAGUUCCUUUUUGUCCCCUUCUUGCCUCCUGUUCUGCUGCUCUGCUCCCCGCUUCUCCCCAGCCUCCCCACCCCACCCUGAAUUUUGGAAAGCACAUUUGCAAUAUUUGUGUUCGCUUUGGGACGGACGCUCCGUUUCAUCUCAUGCUUUAUUUGUAAGAGGGGGUGUGUGUGUGUGUGUGUGUGUGUGUGUGUGUGUGUGUGUGUGUGUGUGUGUGUGUGUGUGUGUGUUUUCUUUCCUUUCUCUCUCUGAGAAAGCUGUUGGCUGUGCUUUUAUCUUAGGUCUUAAAAAGUGGUUUUAGGGAAGCGGUUUUGGGGAAAAAGGUGGUGAGGAAUUUCGGGAUGUUGGGGAGAUGGGUGCUGCUGUGAACACCCCCAUCCCCCCAGCACCAUCGCUCCAGCCCUCCCCUGCAAUCUCACCCACCAAAUCUGAAGGCCUUAAAAAUUGUGUGUUGGGGGGAUGUAGCUUGGAGGGGCGGGGUAUCACUAGACUGUUGAUUGGGGAUGAUAACGUAGGGAGGAUGCUGUUUUGCAACUAGAAUAAUGACUUAGUGCUUUGGAAAGGAAAAAAGUUAAACUUGAAAUACGUGACUAGAGCAGUUGUGUUUAUAAUGUGAAGAGAGUGGAAUCCGCGGGAGGGGCAGUCUGUAAGAAAUCAUUAUGCACUAUUGCCUCCUCCCCCAGUCUGGGAAGAAGCGGGGAACUGGGUGGCCCUCACGGGAUCUGUAAAUCCCAGAAAACAGUAUUUGAACAGCGAGAUGUCACUCAACUUUGGUGGGGAAGGAAAAAAAAAAUCAAACUAUUCCAUAGACCUAGCUGACGCCCCUCACCCCCCAUCCCGCCCACACAGCCUGGGUCUCCUCCCCUGUUAGUAAUAGCUGCGAGGGUUGAGCUAAUAUUGACAAAUUGUAAUAUUUUUGUAAUAUUUGUUAGUUCCUUCGUCAGUUCUACAGGACCUUGCCCUUUCCUUUUGUAAUGUGAAUAGCAAAAAAAAAGACAAAAAAAAAAAAAAAUCCACACCACCAAUAACACAAUUUCCCUUUGUGCGUGUGUGCGUGUGUGUGCGCGUGUGCUUUUUGUGUGUGGUUGUGUGUUCAGUCAUGCAGUAUUGUCGUAACCCGGUGUUGCAGCAUUGGAUGGCACGAAUCAGUCCCCCCCUGCCCCCACCGGGUCCUCCUGGGGGAGGGGAGAGAGGGUGAGAGGAUGCCCAGCCCAGACACCCCCAUAGAGUCCCACGUGCCUCUGUCCCAGCUUCCUACUCACAAAGGAAUUGUGAUGUGGUCCAGGCCUUCUUGGGCAGGCCUCAGGGCCCAGGUGAGGGUCAGAAGUUACCUGGCGGCUUCCCACACUCUGGAUAAAGGGGUUGGGGGUGAGGGAGUGGGGGUGCUCUUUCCCCAAGUGAGAUCAGAGUCCUGUACCCCUCGUUGCUUCACCACCUGGCCGCCCCUCGCCUUCAGCUCUGGUACUGCUGACACCCCACUUGCUACUUGCUGCCUUAUUCAGAUCAGUGAAACUUCUUCAGCCUGGAAAGUCCCAAGUUGAUGAUGGCCCCAUUCUUAGAUUCAGCUCCUACCAGCCUGUCCCUCCCUGCUUUGGGUGACAUUGACCUCUUACUCGUGUGCGCUUUUGCUCUUCACUCCUUCAAAGCAUUCAAAUCCUAUGUGUAUAUAGGAUAGACAAAUAUAUAGAGAGAUAUUAUAUAUAGCAAGAGAGAGAUAUAAAAUAGUAAAUAUCAUUGCUGCUUUGGGCUGCUUUGGAGGAGGCCACGAAUAUGGGGAAGGUAGAUUUGGGGUACCGGGGGGAGGGUAGGGAGGCUGGGAGAGCCAGUGAGUCUGUACAAUCCAGGGAUGCGGCGUGGGCUUGGUUAAUAAUCUUUGUGCCUGAACAGUUUUUCCAUGUUUAGAAAAAAAGAUAAGAAAAAAAAACCUGCAGUUUUUCACAAGUGUAGGGUACCCUUCUGGAUGCCGUGGGCACAGGCGGCUGCAGGCGCGUCCGGGCCCCAGAGGGAGAGGAUAUUUUGGCUUCUCUCCUGACGGGGGGGGUGGGUGAGCAGCAGUGGGGGUGGCCUUUGGACAUGGCCCACUCGGGGGGGACAGGGCGAGGCUUAUGGCCAGUUCCCUGCAAGCUCAGUAAGAGUGGAAGCUGGGGGCGCCGGAAGUAGACCGAAAACCAGAAAACCAUCCGACUGUUCAUUUUCCCUCGGCCUGUGUUAGUUACGUCCUGGUCCCCUCCCACCUGGUCCCCUCCUGCCUGGGCUUCCUGGCGGCACUUACCUGGGUAUAACAGGAGGAGGGAGCAAAGCCAGACUAAGGCUCCGAGGAGAGGCUGCUGGGUGGAGGGACAGGCCAGCUGGCCCAGGAGAGGGCGAGGGCCAGACCGGGGAGGUUGGGUCAGGGGAAAAGCUGGGGGGAGAGGGGCCCCACAGGGCCGUCAACCCCGCCCCGUGCUGACGGGCAUUCCCCUUUGCAGACAGGGUACCCGCCUCCUGGCGUGUCCUAGAAUUUGUUCCCAUAGUGUUAUGCAUGAUCUUUGUGAGGUUAAGAAGCUGUGGUGGUGCACCAUGACAUCAUCCCCUAUAUAUAAAGAUAAAUAUAUAUAUAUAUAUGUAUGUAAAUUACAGCACUGAGAGCCCUGUGGCCCUGCCGGACCAAGCAAAACCAAGCCUUUCGGUUUGGGUAUUAUGUUUUGUUUUGUUGUUUGUUUGUUUUUGUGGCUUGUCUGAUGUCGUGACAGCACAAGUGCCAGUCCGAUUGCUCUGUAUUACAGAAUAGUGUUUUUAAUUAAUUGAUGUUCUAGUUCAUGUCUACCUCAGCACCUCCUCUUAGCCUAAUUUUAGGAGGUUGCCCAAUUUUGUUUCUUCAAUUUUACCGGUUAAUUUUUUGUACAAAUCUCUCUUUCAAUCUCUUCCUCUCCUCCUCCUGCCCUCCCAUGCCCCACCUCCCCUUUCAAGUGGGGCCUGUUCCAUUCUCCCUUGCUCUCUUCUCUCUCUCCACCCCCUCCCCCUGCC